Electrophorus electricus (electric eel) is the source of this 4151-nucleotide messenger RNA. RefSeq names its product EvC ciliary complex subunit 2 (gene evc2). The record is from RefSeq and is a predicted model, not a curated record. Gene Ontology annotation, biological process: smoothened signaling pathway. NCBI's taxonomy places the organism in Eukaryota, Metazoa, Chordata, Actinopteri, Gymnotiformes, Gymnotidae. Gene Ontology annotation, cellular component: ciliary membrane; plasma membrane protein complex.
CCUACAGUGUCCCUAAAGUUGAAAAAAUUAGGAAAACUUGGGUGCAAGACUCCACCCCGUUUUCCAACGAAACGUUUUUUUUUCCCAGAGAAAGUUCUGAUUGUAUUUAUGAAAGCUUCUGUGCACCGACGUUUUGAUCAGAUUCUGAUAUUUUUCCUUUAGAUCGCGAUGAACUAAGACAACGAGGUUAAAUGCAUCAUCCAGAUAUACCGAGAAUGGAGCAACCUGGAGAGUGAAGUAAAACGCUGUAGGAUAACGCUGUGGUUGUGUAGAAAUGUAUAUGGCAAGUGUAAAAGUUAACAGAAAUGAGGUUCUGCCUCUACCGGCCUUCCACGGUUUCUCCAAAACGUCUGAGAAUGACAUAAGUUUAUUUGAACCUGUAGUGGCAAACUUCACUCUGAGACUGAACACUACUGAAAAGGUUUAUGCACACCAUGUGGUACACUUUGCUGGGUUCUUUGGAGGGUUUCUGGCUUCCACCUUGCUGCUCUCCCUCAUGCUGUUUACCGCUAGCUACCUCUACAACAAAUGGCACAAACACUCCUCUCAUCACAGGAGGAGGAGGGGCCUUGGUAAAGGGAUGGAGCUAGAGGAGGGUGAUUCCAACAUCAUUGUGUCAGCAAAUGAAGACGCUGCAUUUGAAGAUAAAAUCAUUGACAUCAUGGCAUUGGACGACCCACAGAAUGUGUUUCAAGCACUGGACAAUUUGGAAAUGACCACACUGUUGCGAGAGGCUUUAGCAGUUGAAGGCAUUAGGGUGCAGAUAGUGAAGGGUGUGUUUGGGGUGUUGCUGGGUGGAGUGAAUGUGGCGGGGCGGCGUGUGGUUACAGUGCUCCUCGGGCAGGUGGUUGGCAUGGAGGGCAAACUACAGGAGGAGCAAGUGACUCAAAUGGCUAUACUUGCUGCUCAGUGCACCAUGGAAACGCAACAGGAGAUGGAGACCCUGCGUCUCACACACACCGCAGAAAAAGCACAUGCAGUGAGAUUACAGCAUGCAGAGCAACAGGUGCCGGAGUGCACAGUGCUGUUAGAGAGGCUACAGAAGAUGGAACAGCAGAGACUCCAGCAAGGGCUGCUGACGAGGCAUGAGCAUGCAUGUGCACAGGCUCAGAGACACACAGCCCUCCGUAGGAGAGUUGAGCUGCAUGCCAUUUUCAGUGAGGAGCUCCAGGAAGCUGCCAGUGCUGGUGAGCUGGAAGAGGACACAGCCAACCAGCUGCUGCACUGCUACUACACCUGCCAGGACCAGCUAGAGGAAGUACUUGAUUUGUUUGUGGCCAAUCAGAGGGCGGUGUUGAGGGAACGUCAUGCGCUUCGGAAGUUCCUGUUGCAGGGUUUGCAUGGCCUGCAAGCACUGUUGUGGGACUUGUUUAGGACUUCCUCCCAGCACAUUGACAGCUGGUUCACUGAGAUCUGCAGGGAGGGUGGUCUUUCUGAUGAACAGUGUUCAGAGCAGUUGGAGCCUGCUCAUCUGGAGCUGCUUCAGGUGAAACAAUCUUUAGAAGACACAUUAAACAGGGAACGCAGUGCCAUGCACUGUGAAAUCAUCAAAAAGAGACGGGCAUCCAUAUUAGAGAUGCUGUCUGAGCAGAAGCGUGAACAGCAGGAGCUGGUGUGUGUUGGAGGGGGGCAGGUGGACCAGUAUCUUCUGCGGUGGCAGAUACUCCUCUCUGCCCACAGCACACAGCUCUCAGAACUCAUCACACACCUGGACCAAGAGGCGGCAACAGAUAUUCGCAAGUUGCUGCUGCGUGUCCUGCAGGGGGCAGAAGCAGAGCUGAAGACAGUGGCACAUGCUGUGGUGCAGGCCCUGCAUGCAUUGGGUGUGCCGCACUGGCUCCUCCACAGGGAGCUGGGAGCUGAAGUUCUGGCAGAAGCCCAGGAGUGGCUGGGUGUGCAGGAGAAGGCCUCAGCGGAAUCACUGCGAGCCUCUCGGAGCGCCAUCCAGCAGCACAGGAAGCAGGAACUGCAGCAGCAGAGAGUGCUAAGGGAGAGACUAAGGCACUUCUACAGAAGUGUGUGUGCAUUUCAGCCUGCAAUGUCGGAAAGAGACCUCCUGCGUGUGAGGCUUCAGUUUGUGAAACAUGUGUGUCGUCUGGAUCGUUGUCUGGUUCUGCCACAUGCUCUUUCACGGGCCAGACUAUACACCUCACUUACCAGUCCCAUCACUCAGCACAGUCAGCGUUGCUCUGACCCUAAAACCAAAAGCAGUCCUGACGCAGACCCUGGAAACACCUCUGUGACCCUUAAAGAGACAAAGAAUGAGCUGAACUCUGGAGAGUGCAUCAUGGAUGCCAGUAUGGGUGCCAGAGUAGCAGAACUGCAGAGCUUCAUCAGAAGUGUGGAGGAGAGGAUAUACUUACAUCAGCAGGAGAGAGGGAGGAACACAUCUGUGGAGGAGGUGUAUGACUGUGAGGCUCAGGAGCAGAAGGUGUAUGAGUGUGAGCAGGGUGUGGCAGAGGCUGUGGUUGCUCUGCAGUGGGAGAGAGGAGAGAGGAGAAGCAGAGUUCUCGAAACACACUCAGCCCUGUUGGAGCUCCAGUCCCUGCUGCUACAGCACCUCCGACACACACCUGCAGAACAGGAGCUCACAAACACCAUACACGCACAGAGCCUGGCUUUGGAGGAGGCAGAGCUUCAUCUACAGAAGGAGGAAGCUGAAUGGAAGGAGUUAGCAUAUGAGUGUAGUUCUGAUAAAAUCUUGGCUGCUGCUGAUGGGAUUGAUAUAGAGUUGUUUAGGGUGAAUAAAGAAGGCAAGAUGGCUACGAGUCUGCAGGAGGCUCUGUGCAAGAGGCAACAGCUCACACGCACGCUAACUGAAAGGCUGAUGGAGGAGAUCAGGAGGCAGCAAGUGAUGGAGGACCUAAGAGAUCAGCUGGAGCUGAAGCCACUUUAUACACACUGUGACCAGGAUCUGGCUCUGGCUGCAGUGUUGGUGAAGCUCAGUGGGGUGUCAGUUAUGGCUCUCCAGGAGCUGCUGCGCCUCCUGCUACCUACACUACCGGAAGGAGACCUUCAGUCACUCAUAGAUGCACUCAAUCCUACAGCAGGGCAAACAGUGGAACCCUGCAGAGAGCUGGUGGACAGACUGCGGAAAGACAUCAUGAGGAGACACUUGUCAUCCUGGACUCAGCACACAGAUAGACAGAUAGGCCGAAUCCUGAAGAAGAAACAGACCCUUCUGUUCUCCAGUUCUGCUGAAGGUUCUAAAGGCAGUCAGAAGGUUCUAGAUUCUACAAACAAACAAAAGCCUGUCCCUAUCUGUGAUGCAGCAAGGGAGGAAGUUACCUCUGAUCCCCUCUGUGUGACGGGAGAGGCUAGAGCAGAGAUAUAUAAAGAGUCUGCACCAGCUGAAGACAUGGGUGUUGCCAUUGAAAGUCCAGUGUCUGGAGAGAGACUGUUUAUUUUUCGCUACAAUCCACCAGGAAACCAGGAACAUACACACUCUUUACCCCCUUUCCUGACCUCAGACUACAGUAACAAGAAAAAAAGAAGCUUCCUCAAGUUUAAAAAGGGGACUGUGGUUCCACAGGAGCAGACACAAGAGAAGGAGGAGGAGAAGGAAGAGAGGCAUUGAGAGAGUGUGAGAGAGACAAAUAGAUGGAGGGCGUUUUGUUUUGUUUUUUUGUAAACACUGAAAUCGUAUGUGUUGCUUGUACUCAUUGCACUUGGUAUAAAUUACUUUCUAUAGUAUAGAGGUAUUAACAGCUUCCAAGAGGAGGGAAAAUAAAUAUUUGAGUUGAUAAAAAUAGAGAGACUGGUGAUGUAUAAAUUAAUUUGGUGAAGAUCCCAUUGUAGUUGUUUUUGGCAGAGACCUUAAAUGCUUCUGUAGAUUCUAUAAGACCUAAUUCACCUCUGAGGUUUUAAUUAGUAAUCCUGGAAUAUAAAGCUAAGACAAUAUAACAAUGAAUCAGCCAUCAUUUCAAAGACAUGACAAAUUAUUUUCUUGCCAGAAGCAAGAAAAUAAUUUUAAAAACAGGUGCCUCUGAAUUUGGAUCUUUAUAACCCUUCAGAGUAAUGUUUAUAUGGUGUAUUAGAGUGUGGUUAGUUAGAGAUAACUCCAUUAUCCUUUCGCUUAUCCGUUCUAAUGACGUUGAACACCCAGUUAAAAUGGAUUCACUCAACAAAGGGACUAACAGAAGACGCUUUUG